CACACACGCCCACACCACCCACACCCACACAACUCCCAUCUACAUUGCCACCGGCCUUCUUCAUCGCCUUGCUCGCACCAACACCGCUCCAUACGCACGCACGCACGCACAUACCUCUCCGGCGACACCUCCCCGGUCAUGGGCGAAUCAAGACAGGAGCUGCUCGCGUGGCUCAAUGGCCUCCUGCAGCUGAACCUCACCAAGGUGGAACAGUGCGGUACUGGCGCUGCGCUGUGCCAGAUCUACGACUCGAUCUACCUCGAUGUCCCGAUGAGCAGGGUCAAGUUCAAUGUAAACGCCGAAUACGCCUACCUGGAGAACUUCAAAAUUCUCAGCAACACCUUCCGCAAGCACCACAUCGAUCGCCCCCUACCCACCGAACAGCUGGUCAAGUGCAAGAUGCAGGAUAACCUGGAGUUUCUGCAGUGGACGAAGAAAUACUGGGACCAGUACUACCCUGGUGGCGACUACGAUGCGGUCGGCAGAAGAAAGGGUGUCGCAGCAGGAGGCGCUCCUGCGCUGCCGCCAAGUGCCUCACGGACAUCGGGCGCCGCGAGUGGUGCACGAAAGCCCGCAGGAGGUGCUCCGAGAGCAAACAGUCGGCAAGCUGGCGUCGGCGGGGCUGCAUCUGCGGUGUUGCAACAGAAGAACGCCGAGCUGAUGGAGACCGUACAAGGACUAGAGCGUGAGCGCGACUUCUACUUCAGCAAGCUUCGCGACAUCGAAUUGCUCAUCCAACAAGCAAUGGAGGCCGACGCAACGCUAGAGGAGGACGAGAACGGUCUGCUCAAGCAGAUUCAAACGAUUCUCUACUCGACGGAGGAGGGCUUCGAGAUCCCCGCGGAAGCCGACGGCGCCGAGGUUGGUGGUGACGAAGAGACGUUCUAGAAGAAACAGUCUCUCCCGGUUACGCAAUCCCCGAAGAAAGAGCAUGACAUACCAUAAAUGAUACCACUGCAGCGUUUGACGAGAAACGAGAGAGGGACGAGGCUUCGGUGAAAGCUUCGAUGAGCACUUGACGGAUUGAUGCUGCCUGAUUGGGCAGCCGUAUGGCAAUUUCGGUUCUUGAAAACAGGACGCCGAAUGAGUGCGAAUGCAAAGACAAGUUCGCGGCCAGUUGUUGGACAUCUCAGUGGCGCUCCCAACUAACUCGAACCGGCCGUUCAUUGCUCGCCGGCUUGAUGCACAAGUCUGUAUCAGGUCCAACCAAGUUCAGCUGAGCUGAUGCUGCUCUCUUCCGAAAGUGAUGAUCGCGUCUCAAAUGUAAAUACAGGACAGAGAUACAACUGACUACUAGCGAGCGUAACACCGAAUAAUGGCAACUUUUCGACAACGUCCC
Messenger RNA from Sphaerulina musiva SO2202, 1339 nucleotides. RefSeq lists its product as uncharacterized. Gene Ontology annotation, molecular function: microtubule plus-end binding. The coding region runs from base 139 to 888 and encodes 249 amino acids. Gene Ontology annotation, biological process: regulation of microtubule polymerization or depolymerization; spindle assembly; protein localization to microtubule plus-end. The record is from RefSeq and is a predicted model, not a curated record. Gene Ontology annotation, cellular component: cytoplasmic microtubule; microtubule organizing center; spindle midzone. The transcript has 4 exons. Lineage: Eukaryota; Fungi; Ascomycota; Dothideomycetes; Mycosphaerellales; Mycosphaerellaceae.